CCCAAAGUGUGCUGAAGACGGACGGAACAAAACGAGAUAGUCGUAUCGAACGGAUGGACGGAAUGGGGCAAACACACACACCACGUCCAGCACGCGUAUUAUCGUCGCAGUUUGCAUGCACACGUAUUAAAGCAUAGCAAAAUAAAACCGAAGAAAAGUGACAUUUUCAUGAAUGGGCAAAGUGCGCACUUUGAAAUUAUUAUUAAAUUAUCGCAACGGGGCAGCGAAGAAUUCCUCUUUGUUUAGUGCCGGACAAAACGGUGGUGGAACUGCCCUUCGGAACACGCCUAGUCGUCGCGAGUGCCACUGCUAGGCUUACAGAGCCAACCAAAGCCAAUAAAAACAGAUAGUGAUUGUUGCAGUAUUGAAUCAAAACGGAGCGAUCAUAGGCGAUUGGAAUCCGAUCACGUUUUUCGUUUAGUCUCUUGGUUUUGUUUUAUUAGUUUAUUAUUUUGCUUUGCGUGUGGACGCGUGUAACUUCCGACCGGCGGGUGUGGACUUCGGUUGGGAUUCUUCUGUUUUUGGAACAAAACGUCACCCAGCCGCCCCGCAGCAUAGAAAGCAGGAGUAGCGGCUUCCGCACUACGAUUCUCAACGCCCUCCGAAGACAGCAGCAGUAUGGCCAACAGUCCGCGGGCCGGUGGCGGUGCACAGCGACCAAAUGGCGCCACACAGAACAAAAUCUGCCAGUUCAAGCUGGUCCUGCUGGGUGAGUCGGCCGUCGGAAAGUCGUCGCUAGUGUUACGGUUCGUCAAAGGACAGUUCCACGAGUACCAGGAGAGUACGAUCGGUGCCGCUUUCCUCACGCAAACAGUCUGCAUCGACGAUACGACGGUGAAGUUCGAGAUCUGGGACACUGCUGGACAGGAAAGGUACCACAGUCUCGCCCCUAUGUACUACCGAGGUGCUCAGGCAGCUAUUGUUGUCUACGAUAUUCAGAAUCAAGAUAGUUUUGCACGUGCUAAAACGUGGGUCAAAGAGCUUCAGCGACAGGCAUCGCCGAAUAUUGUGAUUGCGCUGGCCGGUAACAAAGCCGAUCUCGUCAACAAACGCAUGGUUGAUUACGAGGAGGCUAAGCAAUACGCGGACGAGAACGGACUGCUGUUCAUGGAGACGUCGGCCAAAACCGCUGUGAAUGUGAAUGACAUCUUUCUUGCAAUAGGUAAAAAAUUGCCUAAAAACGAGGGUGCUGGACAGCAGCAAAACAUAAGACCUACUCAGAACGAACAAAGUCGACAGAAUAGCGGUUGCUGCAGCAAGUGAUGUUAUUCAGCUGCAAGCUUUUUGUUAAUUAUAACAAAUAACGAGGAUGGUUUAAGGAAAUUUGUCAUUAUGAUGGUAGGAAGUAAGACCGAUUCCAAACUAAUUAUGCUAUACUAAGAACAAUAGUAAAAAUGAAACAAAAAUAUUUCAACAAGCCCUACAACCUUAACACAUAUACACAGAACAAGAAACACAUAGUGAAAGUAAAAUCAGCAAAAAAGAAAAUUUAAACGAUCACACAAGGCAAAAUGACUGUGCAUCAUGGAAAACUAGACAUUGUAACACAGAACCAGACCAGUAAAAUCCACACAAACUUACACAUACACACCACAGAACUAAAUACAGGCAUCUUCAUUAGAGUUCGAUGAAGACAAAUGCAGGAGAAAAGGGAAACCGGACAGAUUGUGUAAUUCCAUUUGUUAGUUGAAUCGAGCAGCAGGAGGACCGGAAAAAGUUUAUGAAUAUAACUUUACUGAAGAGAAUUAAAAACAAAAAACCAAAAAUAGUGCAACUCAUUCAAAAAGAAAGCAACACACUAAACAUAACUAACAGAAAAACCACCCUUUUUCCGUAUAGCUUUUCUUACCAUUCUUCUUCUUCCUUAUUUUCCACCUCUCAGUGCAUGAUGAGGUGGUGUGUUAUUUUUGUCCCCACCCCCUUCUAAUAUAAUGAAAUCUUCGUGGAAAUAUAUUUAUUGCUAAACUACAAACUUUAAAUAUAUUAAUAUAUUUAAUAAAAAAGAAUACAAUAUCCAUUAGUAACGACAACCACAAGGGUAGAAAAUGAACGAAGAGUGCGGGGGAAGAGCGAGAGAAAAAGAUGGUAAACGAUUUCCCUCAGAUAGGACACAAUUUAAAAGCGAGCACUUUUCCAAAAAGAUGAUGCGAGCGAGCAUAAUUUAUAGAAAACGGCACGGCAAUGAAGGGGUACGCUUUUUUGUAUCUAAAGAUCUAUUGUAAUGAGCUAAAGAGAGCGACUACCCGUUUGUUGAUUUUCUCCCAUAGAACAUUAUCGUUUUAUUAUUUUAUGAUAAUCUGCAUACGGAUUACACAGUGAAAAAAAAUGUACGAAAUUAUGCUAAAUAGUGGCGUACCAUUUAGGAAGAAGAACUAAAACUAACCACGCAGUACUACUAUUCUAUAGAUUCCAAUGCUUCUUGUAUUCAGAGCGGAUAGAUACAUCAAAUAAUUUUCGGCUAAGUUCUGUAGUAGCAUUUAAAACGCUUGUGCUGUCGUUCCCCGAAUGCCGUUUCCCCGAAAGGUACUUCGAUUCGAUGAAUGUUUGUCUGUAUGUUGCUCUCAAUGUUGAAUCACCAGCUGCUGCAAUUAAACACCGUUUUUGUUAAUUUUUUUAUUAGAUAGAGCGCUAGCUUUCGGGAAAACGGCAUUCGAGGCGAACGAGUACAGCCUGUAUAAACACCCGUCAUAUGCAACUUUGACAUAAAACUGAUUUUUGCAAUCCUAUUUCUCCUAUAUUUUAGGACCGUUUAUAUUUUUUCCAAAUCGAACAAAUCACGGACACUUUCAAACCUAGGUAAACUACGAAAAUUGUUGAAAUCAAAACUCAAGCGAUAUCAGAUACGUGUGAUUAGCUAAAAUAUAUGAUUUGAUAAGAAAUUGACCCCUCCUAAUAUAUUUCUGUGAAAGAAUUUGAUCAAAUAUUUAUUUCAGUUUCCUACACGGAGCUGACCCCCCUGUGAAUCUGUACAAUUGAAAAGGUUCUACUACGUGUGAGAUUUGUUUCUAUCUCCCACAAUUGAACAGAAGAUAUUUUUAUUCGUUACAUUUCGCCUAUUCUGUGUAGUGAUAAUACAGUAAACGGUAAAAUAAAACAAGCAGUGUAAUAUUUGACCCUAAAACCAACAAAAACCAGCGAAAGCGAAGAACAAAAGUGAAAAGAACGAAGACGAAGAAGAUAAAAUACAGUUUCAGCAUGUAAUAACCGACAUUCCUUUUUUAAAAAUCGAAUUGAAAUUAGUGAACUGAGAGUAAAAGAAAAAUCGCAACACAAUACACAUUUAUGAUGAGGAAUACAUAUAAUUGAGGACAACAAACACUGUGGGCAACAA
Aedes aegypti (yellow fever mosquito) is the source of this 3331-nucleotide messenger RNA. It is a transcript of the gene Rab5, whose product is annotated as ras-related protein Rab-5B. Bases 619 to 1263 code for a protein of 214 amino acids. NCBI's taxonomy places the organism in Eukaryota, Metazoa, Arthropoda, Insecta, Diptera, Culicidae. The transcript is spliced from 6 exons. Gene Ontology annotation, molecular function: GTPase activity; GTP binding. The record is from RefSeq and is a predicted model, not a curated record.